AUGUCUAGCUUCGAUUCAUCAUCUGUUUCUUCUUCGUUCACAAGCGGAUUCGACAUAUUUCCUAGAUUCUUCAGCUCUUUCCCAGGUUUCCCAAAUUUCCCGUGUCUUACAAAUUGGUACCCGGAGUUAGGGUUCCCUGACUGGGGACGACUGGCUUUCGUCUCUAUUUUCGGGAAAGCUCAAGUGACCGACAACAUUAUUGUUGACGAUAAGACGACAUCACUGCGGAACACUGGUGGAAAGGAAAACAACGCUACAAACCCAAAAGGAGCUUCAUACGUGCUACACACUCAAAAGGACACGACCAAUGGAACAACGGUUUUGAUCGUCAAGACCAUUAACGGAACUGCUGUUAGGUUACUCUCAGAACCGAGAUACCGGUCUCACUGGAAACAAAACCUAGAGCCAAGUGGUUCAGAGAGCACGGCAGAAGCACCAGGUACUCAAUGAAACACCUGCUCCAGGUGUGGGGAACUCAACAUUUGAAACCGUACAAGUCGUGGAGAACUUAUUGUAUAUUGCUUACUUUCAAAUUAAUGUGAUUAUGUUGUAUUCAAGGAGACAUUUGCCGUGUUGUUUUCCUCCGCAACACAGAUGAAAUAUCCUUGAGACUCGUUCAUCAAUGUUAACUUGCUUGUGAAGUUUUACAUAGGCGUUUAGUCUAUCUCUGCUUUGUCUCUUUGCCAUAAAGCUUACGAGAUA
This is a messenger RNA of Cylicocyclus nassatus, 702 nucleotides long. The record is from the annotation of a GenBank genome assembly. Lineage: Eukaryota; Metazoa; Nematoda; Chromadorea; Rhabditida; Strongylidae.